This is a messenger RNA of Abrus precatorius (Indian licorice), 1260 nucleotides long. Its product is annotated as zinc finger protein GAI-ASSOCIATED FACTOR 1-like. Gene Ontology annotation, cellular component: nucleus. The transcript is spliced from 5 exons. The coding region runs from base 1 to 1260 and encodes 419 amino acids. Gene Ontology annotation, molecular function: DNA-binding transcription factor activity. The record is from RefSeq and is a predicted model, not a curated record. Lineage: Eukaryota; Viridiplantae; Streptophyta; Magnoliopsida; Fabales; Fabaceae.
AUGACCAUUCCCAUAUCUAAAUUCGCAUUUUGGGUUUAUCGAAACUACCUUCUUAUCAUCCUCAACCCCACCCAAAAGAAGCGAAACCUUCCUGGAAGACCAGAUCCAGAUGCUGAGGUGAUUGCUUUGUCGCCAAAAACACUGUUGGCAACGAAUCGUUUCGUGUGUGAGAUCUGCAAUAAAGGGUUCCAACGUGAUCAGAAUCUGCAACUUCAUCGGCGAGGGCACAACUUGCCAUGGAAGCUUCGGCAAGGAAAGGGGAAGGAAGCACGGAAGAAAGUGUAUGUGUGCCCUGAGCCUUCUUGCGUUCACAACAAGCCUUGCAGGGCGCUCGGUGACCUCACCGGUAUAAAGAAGCACUUUUGCAGAAAGCACGGUGAGAAGAAGUGGUCUUGCCAACGUUGCGCCAAGAAAUACGCUGUUCAAUCCGAUUGGAAGGCUCAUAUGAAGACCUGUGGAAUCAGAGAGUAUAGAUGUCACUGUGGCAACUUUUUCUCUAGGAGGGACAAAUUCAUCAUGCACAAAGCAUUUUGCGAUGCCUUAGCGAAUGAGGGUGCCCUACCCACUAUUGGUGGUGGUGAUGAGUCGGAGGAGAGGAAUUCUAAUAGUAAGAGGAAUGUUCCUUUGGCUUCUUCGCCGCCACUUACUCCGUCAAUGUCUUUGGUGUCUGCAGCCAUGUCCGUUCAGAGCUCAGGAAUUUUGGAAAAUCCAAUGAACAAGGGUGCAACGGGCACCUCUUCCACUUCAACCAGUAUCAGAGUUUUUGCAAGCAUAUUUGCAUCCUCAACACUGUGUUGCUCCAAAUCAUCAUCAAUAACAUUCUCCAAUCACAUGACAGCCUCAUCAACGGCUACACCUAUCCCAACAUGCCUUUCUCUCUCCAAGAGUGAAUCUUCCCACUACACUUCAUCUUCACAAGCACCUGCGUUGUCUGCUACUGCGUUGCUCCAAAAAGCAGCUCAAAUGGGUGCUGCAGCAUCAAAUGCAUCGUUGCGGCUUCAGAGUUUAGGCUUAGCAACAACAUCAUCUUCCUCUCCUGAAGAUGAGACUAUUAGUGCAAUGUUACAUUGGAAUAUUAAACAUGCAAAGCAACAUGCAAAGCAAGAUAAUAAUCAUUCGGUGCCAAAUUUAAUGGUUGACUCUCAGACUCAACCAUUGACUCGUGAUCUUCUUGGUCUAAGCGUCGGUGGCAACGCUAGUCUUUCUGCUUUGUUCCCUUCUUUUGGAGAGAGCUUCGAUGCAUCAGCAAAGCACUGCUGA